AUGGUCAAAGUCCCUACCUCAAUUCUGCGGAUCUGCAAUGAAGCUCCACGGACCUUAGUGCAGAGGGAAUCACUGUCGAAAACCUCGCCUUCAAAAAGCUUAAAUGAUCCCGAACCUUGUUCAAAAAUUUCAGAACACAGUAUGAUCAGUACAAAGACACCCGAGAACCUAAACCCUCUGACCGAAUCCUCCGAGUUCUCUCUAUCUAAAGAACUGGUGGGACUUCUUCCGGAGAACUUCCGGCCCAAAUCAAACGAUGAAUUCAAGUGGCAAUCAACUCAGACUUUCAAGAUAUUUACCCAUGAUAACCUACCGCCUUACGAGACAACAUUGAUGGCCAUUGAAGGGUUAUUUCAAAUACAAUCGGCCUCUCUGCACUUGCACUUCACCCACGAAGAUGAGGCGAGAGAGCUACUGGAAAAUGUGUACUCUGGAAGCUCUUCUUCAUCAGACCUAUGUGAGCUCUUUGCUGCAGCUGCAGUGGGAUCUCAAUGGGAAGAGCGAGUUCCUACCGAGACCAUACAUUGCUAUUUCAAUACCACCAAGGCACAUUUGGAUGAUUGUUUGGAGGAGGAUGAUUUGAGAGGGAUGAGGAUACUUGGACUGUGCUCAUUGUUUUUGAUGUCUGAGAAGCGGAUAUCAAGUUAUAGCUAUAUUGGAAAUGCCCUGCAGAUUGGAUACUCGAGAGGUCUUCAAUACACCCAAAAGCCUGAGAACAUAUCACUCAAGUGCUGGGUCGGACUUAGAAGGUUAUGGAGAACCUUGGUAUUUUUCGAAAGCUGGAUAGCCGCAUCUUUAGGUCGUAUCCCGGUCUACAGCCUUAGAUGCAACAAUGUCGAUCUUUCUGAAUCGGAAAAAGCACUUGAUAAUCAAGGGCCUGUCAAGCGCAAUGCUAUUCAAGUCGAGCUUCUCAAGAUCGGGAUAUUAAACGCCAAAAUCCUCAAGGACGUGUUCGCUCCUUCAACCGUGAGCCUUUCAGUUGUACGGGAAUUCAUGCUGGAAUUAGAGGGUUGGUUUGAUGAUCUCCCUGACUCGAUGAGACUUGCAAGUAUGCUUGGAUCCGAUGUGGGUCCAGGAGAGAGGACGACAGUGUUCACGAUUCACAUAAUGUAUCUUUCGACUAUCAUUCUUUUAACACGAAGAGUCAUGGUUGGAGUACUGGGUGGAAAGGUCAGCUAUGUAGAUGGCACCCUAAAGGAUUCCAUGCCCUACGUCAGUGUGUGCAUUUCGGCCGCGAAACAAACUGCUGGGAUUCUUGCGCUUCUCUAUGCUGAAUGGGACGGCGGUCUGUUCAAAAAGUGCUGGUUGGCAAUAUGCUCUUCAUUCAAUGCAAGCGUCAUCUUGCUCUUCUCUGCCGCGCAUAAGAAAAUGCUUGGGGAACCUCAAGUAGAUGAAGUGUCUCGGUGUUAUCUGAAGAUUUUAGCUCCUUUCAGGGAGGCUGUUGAGGAGAGAGAUAAGGUUUAUUCGCCUUUAGAUAGAGUAUCACAUCCCCCGUUCGAUUGGAGACAGUCGGUAGCCUCUUUCCACGACCCGGACCAGCAUGGCUUGUAUGGUAUGCCUCUGACGGAAGAUUCGGAAAUCACCAAUGGCCUUCUGGAUAUGAUUGCAAAGCCAUACGUGUACAAUCAAGGCUGUAGUGAUAGAUUUGCCUCGCCGGAAUAUAAAGGCUACUUCGACGCUAGCAUUGGUGUAUCUCAGAUCCAUUCGCCCUCCAGUUCGAGCCCUAGGACGAUAGAAACACCUUUUUCGGGUUUUGGUUCGAAGACAAUCGAUACACCCUCUCUACUUGAGGUAAAUGUAUGUCCAUCAAAAAGAGGGGAAGACAAACCGAAAUGGACGAUGGGCGAGAAGGAAUCUGCUGGUCAGCGUGUUGCUUGA
Molecule: messenger RNA, 1878 nt
Organism: Morchella sextelata
Lineage: Eukaryota; Fungi; Ascomycota; Pezizomycetes; Pezizales; Morchellaceae
Exons: 7
Coding region: 1-1878 (625 amino acids)
Source: RefSeq, a predicted model, not a curated record